This is a messenger RNA of Xyrauchen texanus (razorback sucker), 6073 nucleotides long. Its product is annotated as TOM1-like protein 2. The record is from RefSeq and is a predicted model, not a curated record. Bases 20 to 1660 code for a protein of 546 amino acids. Lineage: Eukaryota; Metazoa; Chordata; Actinopteri; Cypriniformes; Catostomidae. Gene Ontology annotation, molecular function: phosphatidylinositol binding; ubiquitin binding; clathrin binding. The transcript has 16 exons. Gene Ontology annotation, cellular component: membrane; endosome. Gene Ontology annotation, biological process: signal transduction.
GAUUGUUGUUUUCGUCAAGAUGGAGUUCUUGUUGGGGAAUCCGUACAGCACUCCCGUUGGCCAGUGCAUUGAAAAAGCCACAGAAGGCUCCCUGCAGAAUGAAGACUGGACACUCAACAUGGAGAUCUGUGAUAUCAUUAAUGAGACUGAGGAAGGGCCCAAAGAUGCCAUGCGUGCGGUGAAGAAGAGACUCAACGGCAACAGAAACUUCCGGGAAGUGAUGCUGGCUCUCACUGUUCUGGAGACUUGUGUGAAAAACUGCGGACACCGUUUUCACGUCCUUGUUGCCAACAGAGACUUUAUUGAAGGUGUCCUGGUGAAGAUCAUAUCUCCUAAGACCAACCCCCCUGCCAUAGUACAAGACAAAGUGCUAUCACUGAUUCAGGCUUGGGCAGAUGCUUUCAGGAGUAGCCCAGACCUCACAGGAGUCGUACAUAUUUAUGAGGAGCUAAAGAGGAAAGGAAUUGAGUUUCCCAUGGCAGAUCUGGACGCUCUGUCACCAAUCCACACACCUCAACGGGGCGUACCCGAGGUGGAUCCAGGCACACACAAGUACUGUGCGCCCUCCAAGCCCAAGACAGCAUCUCAGACGGCUCCUAAUCCUCCUGCUGCGACCCAAAACCUUGACCCAACCCAGAUCCCAACUGUAUCGGGUCCCAUUACAGCAAACCCAGAGCAGAUCGCGAGGCUGAGAAGUGAGCUGGAUAUUGUGCGUGGGAACAUUAAAGUGAUGUCAGAGAUGCUGACAGAGAUGGUGCCGGGCCAAGAGGACACUUCUGAUCUUGAACUACUCCAGGAGUUGAACCGGACGUGUCGAGCCAUGCAGCACAGGGUAGUAGAGCUCAUCUCUCGCGUUGCAAACGAGGAGGUCACCGAAGAGCUGCUGCAUGUCAAUGAUGAUUUAAACAACAUCUUCCUGCGCUACGAGAGGUAUGAGAGAUACAGAGUAGGCAGAGCGGCACAAAACAACGGGGUCCUGAAUGAGGCAUCAGAAGAGGAUAAUCUGAUAGAUCUGGGUCCUGGUUCUCCUGCAGUGGUCAGUCCUCGAGUCAGUUCUGCACCCACACAUACACCAGAAGCCACUGUGCAGCCUCCUACUGCUGCUGCUGCUGUUGCAAGCACUGCCUCCCUCUCCACACAGCUGGCAGGACUUGAUGUGGGUGCAGACAGUGUUAGCGGCACUCUUGGCUCUCUCGCUGCUCACAACCCUCAGGACGACUUUGACAUGUUCGCCAACACCAGGUCCAGCUCUCUGGCAGACCAGCGCAAAAAUGUUAAAUACGAGGAUCCUCAGGCUCUGGUUGGCCUAGCAUCUGCUUUAGACAUCAGACAGCAGAAUGCCACUGGGCUGAGUGUAAAAGAUCCUAAAGCAGAGUUGGAGCCCAUAGACAGCUGGCUCAUUACCCAAGGAAUGAUCCCUGUAUCGCAGUCCUCUGUCAUGGAUGACAUUGAGGAGUGGCUCUGUGCUGAUGUGAAAGGAGAAGAGGCUGAAGAAGGAGUCAUGAGUGAAGAGUUCAACAAGUUCUUGGAGGAGCGGGCCAAAGCUGCUGACAAGGCCUUACCACUGGCUCCCAGUGGAGAUCCCAGACCUCCCGUGAGUGCGCCUAACAGCAGCCGCAAGAAGUCGGAACGGACAGAGGACAAUCUCUUUGCUUUGUAGAACAUUGACGGGAGAGAUGCUCUUCGCUGGAGGCUGAGCUUCACCACAGUGACCGCAAGCAUGUUCCCUCCAGCUUCACCUUCCACCUAUUUGAAUGCUUUUCUUGCCUAUUCUGAUGUUAUACAGCAGCAAGUCUCCCGUCUAAUAUCCCCCAUCCCCUACUGCAGCAUAGCUAAUAGAGCACUGUGAAAUCAGGCUACCACUUGAUUACGACUGUAACCGUUACCUUCAAAGAGCUGGAAGGGAUAGUUGAGUGAGGACAACAAAGAAUAUGUAGCUGAAAAGUUGUUGAAAAGAGGUUGAGAUUGGUAAAUGCGUUGCUUUAAGCUCAGUUGUUUAAUUCCUGCUCAAAAACAAAUCGAAUAGUGCUGUUUUGUUUAUAUUUAUUGUGUUCAUUAAUUAACUAAUGGUCUCAAAAGUUGGCAUUUCAUGAGGUGCACGUUCCGACGAGGCUAAAUCCUGUGAGCUGAUUUAUCUGUAGCAGUUAGGUGAGGUGUUGAAUCAAAUAUGGAUUGUGACUAAACCUGUCCCGGUGGUAAAUGGAGCAUCAGAUCCUAAUCAAGUGAAGGAGCACAGAGACAACUAUACCAAGCGUGAGAGAAAGUCAAAAAGAUAAGUCUGCACAUGGUCUGCUCUUCGAGAUUAGCUGUAUCAUGUAUGAAUAUGAGUGUCUGAUGAAGGAAAAUGGGUGCAUUCGACAUUAUGUGCGAAAAACCAAAGACCGUUUAGAGUAAACAUGUUUUCAAUGAACAACGUUUUUGUAAAGAAUUUGUUCACUCUUUUUCCCAAAGUGGUUUUAUCCAAGCCAUUGUAAAGGCUUGGGUUCACUUUGGUUUUCCAUGUGCUGGUAUGUCUUGCGCACGGUCAAGCACUCACCUUUCAAAGUAUACUUGAAUGACAUAGGAAUGCUUUGGAUGCAUGAGCACUAUGAAUGUUUUGUGAUGCUUUUUUAGCAUAAUCAAUGCCAUGCGCAUGCACUAAAUAUGCCCACAGCAGAGGAAUGUUCGCGCUUACUAUGCUAAUGAAAAAUGGAUAAUAAGUAAAUUUGCGGUCACAGUAUGCUUGCAAUGUAGACGAUAUGAUGUCACACUCGAGGACUUCUGGUUUUACCUGAUAAUAAAGCACAGAUAACAAAUAAUAUUAUAUUAAAAUGUUAAAAUAUUUGAUCUACUUGCUUUACAGUAACAAUAAAAACAUACACCUUUGAAAGAUGUUAUCUUUGUAUCGAGCCAAGAGGUCCGUGUGUGACGUUUCGAUCUUCUAUUGGCUACAUGUGUUCUUGUCAUUUGAAUUCACAGGUUAGAGUUCACUAAACUGGAACUUUUGUACCGGCCCGUGGAAAAUAGAAUUAUUCUUUGGACUUUCGUUGAUUAGGGCUUUUGGAUCUUGCGUGACUCCCACGUUCGGAUGCAUAUAAGUGGGAGUGAAUGGAGUGCGAUGUGUAGUGUGCCUGCAGAUUUAAGUGCAUUGUGCGUGAGACGUACCGGCAUGCAGAAAACCGAAGUAUGCUUUGAACUUUCGUUGAUUAAGACUUUCGUUGGUCUCCUGUUUUCAGGUGUGUCUAAAUGGGAGGGAAUGGAGCACAAAGUGUAGUGUGCCUGCAAAUUUAUGUGCAUUGGGCCUCAUGCAUGAAACAUGAGCAGAACAAAUUUUUGUAUAAAUCGUUCAUAAAGCCGUUCUGAAAUAAAUUCACGAGUUCAUUGAUGUUUUCUUAUUUUCAAAAUGUUAGUUGGUACGAAAGAAGUUUUCACCUGCUCCCGACCAUGUGAAAAAUCGUGUGUAAGACAUCCAAAAUUGUUGUGUUCUUUCAGGCAAACUGUCAUGACUACAUUAUGAUAGUAGUGAAAUUAAAAAGUAAUGAAAAAAGUAACAAAUAUUGAAAUGAUUUUUUCCCAACUACUUAUCAUUUUUCCAGCAGAAGUGCUUGAUGCCCACUAAUGUUGGACAGUUUUUUUAUUUGAUAUGAGCUCUAGAAUUUAGGGUUCAUAAUUUAGUAUAAGCAUUGGUACAUCGCGUUCAGUUGAUAAUGUAUGAUCAAUGCUAAUGCUGUUAAAUCCAUAAAUAAACAUAUUGCGGGCAGGUGCGUACACAGAACAAAUGGGAAAAAAAUAGAAUGUAGUCAUAUAGCUUGCAAAUCUGUAAUAUCUUAAAGCGUUUCAGUCAAAGAUCUUCUUCAGGAAUUCUAAUAAUUUCUCUAGAUACUUCCAGUUGUAAGUAUAUCACUGUUACCAUCACGAUUUACCGGAGACGUUUCACAAAUGAUGCUGGAGAUGCGCUGCGAACUGAACCAGAGAAGGUUAAUAGUGGUGGACAUCCUGCCGGCAUGAACUGAACAUUUCUUACGGUCAUGUCAAAUUUUCUUUUUGACUUUUUGACAAAAGAGCCUCUGAUGACUAUUGUGCUUGCUAAAUAAAAAUUUUACGAUGUGAAUGCACAUCAUUGAUAAAAAGGAUUUCAUUACUGUUCCGCAUAGAUGUUAAAAGCAUUUACAAGCGAGUCUGGUAACUUCCUUUUAUGGCGUUUUCGUGGCCGUGGAUGUGCAUAUACCCCCUCUUUAGGAAUGUUUGGAAUUCACAACAUACACACGUUUUACUAACAAAUCUGGUGAGUACAAAGCGUUUGUGAAUCUACUCAUGUAUUUAUGAAAGUUUCAUGAAUGAGGCCCAUUGUGCGUGAGAUAUAUUGGCAUGCGGUAAACCAGUUUAUCUCUGAUUUUCGUUAAUUCUGACUUUAGAACUUGCCUUUACAGUCUCCUGGGUUCAGAUGAAUGGGAGUGAAUUGAGCGCAAAGUCUAGUGUGACCGCACCUAUACACGCACUGUGCGCAAGACUUACCGCCACGUGGAAAAACAAAAGUAUACUUUGUCCCUAACCUCUUUGAGUUAAGUGAUUUGAAGCAUUGUUUUUGAAAGAUGUCCAUUUUGAAAUUACAGUGAUCCUAAAAUUUAAGAUAUUUGUUUCGGAAAAAAAAGUAUUUCGAUAUUGUACAUUUUUAAUGUUCACCCUUAAGGAGUGUUCACACUGACAGCAGCGAAAAACUGUUUGUAAAUCUUUCAUUUUCGAUUAGAGUGAGUUGAGGCGACAUGAACGACAGCAACUGUUUGGGAUGCAACAAAAUUGGAUAUACUUUAACUUUAUUCAAAUGAACAGUGAUGUCAUUGCUACUCGUUUAUGCAAAUGAGUAGCCACGACGACUACCAAUGGGAGAGUAGAUAGUGGAACUUGCAUUAUCCGUCACCUUAUACAUUUGUACACUGCAUUUGUACAGUAGGAAUUCCUACAAGCAAUCAUCAGUGACUUGGCGACCUCCAGUAAUUUAAUCGCUGUCAGUUUGAACGCACGCACCUUUGGGAAGAAAAUGAUGUCAGAUUCCUCUAUUAUCUUGCUCAUUUGCAACAAUUGAUUUUAGUAAGUAAAGGGUGAAUCUGCUAAAGCACAUUUAUUAAUGAAAGAUAGUAAAUAGAUGAAAAAUGUUGUUUUGUGCUAUGCUAGACCUAACCAAGAACUAUAUUAGCCUAAUGGCAUUCGUACAUGUAUCCAGAAGUAUACAUACAUGUGUAUAUACAUUGUAAAAGUGUUUAUAGUACUUAAGGUUUGUAUUAAUGUAAAUGUCUCUUUUUUGUGAUUUGUCAUGCAAGAUUAUAGUCCAUGUGAUUUCAGAGCUUUGCAGAAUUGCUCUUCGGUUUCAUUCCAGUCAAUGUACUUUUGAUUUAUUCAUGCUAAAUGUUGCACUGAUAUGUCCCUGACAACAUGAGCUUAAUGUUUGGGGAAGAUGUUCACUUCAAUCUUAUACGUAUAUAAAGUAACUGCAGCUAGAUCAAGCAUGAGGUAUUUUACCCUCAAAGUCCUCAACAUGUUAAAAUCCUAAUGAUCCGAAGACGGGCUUUUCUUUUACUAUGUCGCCAGCUAAAUCAAACCCUUUUUAACCUCCGUCCGUUCCUCAUAAAUCAGUGAAAGCAGCUGUGCGACACUGGAGGAGUUUAUGCUUUAAUUGCAACAUGUUCAGGACAUUAGAUCUUAAUCAAUGAGGACACGUUGGGUUUCUUAGCCAAAGGCCGUUUAAAGAUAUCAUGAACAGUAUUUGUUAUGCCAUCAUAUAAUAAUGAAUAGAUUAAUUUUGAGCUGAAAAACUCAAAUAUCUCAGCCUUCUGCUAAUUACUUGUAAGUAAGAAAGUGUAAUACCUAUUAGUAAUAUCUUGCUUGUUCUAUAAAGAGCUCUGCUUUCAUCUGGUGGCGAUCAUUAUUUGGAUUAUCGGCUUAAAAGAAUGUUGCCAUGUGACAUUAAAAGUCUUAAAUAUUUUGAUUAUUUAUCUUAUAAUAUCUUAAAUGUAUUGAAGGAUAAUGAAGUGUAAUUAAAUUUCCUAUUGUCAGAUUUAUUGUAUUUUAUUAAAGUGAUUAAUUUGCUUAAGGCAAA